Molecule: messenger RNA, 4309 nt
Organism: Choloepus didactylus (southern two-toed sloth)
Lineage: Eukaryota; Metazoa; Chordata; Mammalia; Pilosa; Megalonychidae
Gene: TNFAIP3
Product: TNF alpha induced protein 3
Exons: 9
Coding region: 232-2556 (774 amino acids)
Biological process (GO): protein K29-linked deubiquitination; protein K33-linked deubiquitination; protein deubiquitination involved in ubiquitin-dependent protein catabolic process
Cellular component (GO): cytoplasm; nucleus
Molecular function (GO): K63-linked polyubiquitin modification-dependent protein binding; cysteine-type deubiquitinase activity; DNA binding
Source: RefSeq, a predicted model, not a curated record
GAGCGCAGCAGCGCAGAGAGCCCGCGGGGGCGGCGCGGCGACAGAGGGCGCCGGGAGACCUGCGGCGGCGGCACGACCCUCGCCGGCCGGCCGAGCAGCGAGCGCGCCCAGUCCCGCGUCCAUGGGGCGCCCGAGCCGGCCCGCGCGCUGACCGCGACAGGGGACCGCGACAGGGGACCGCGACAGGGGACCCCGCGCCGUGGCCACGCGCAGCCGGUGUGCUGGGGCACGAUGGCUGAACCAGUCCUUCCUCAGGCUUUGUAUUUGAGCAAUAUGCGGAAGGCUGUGAAGAUACGAGAGAGAACUCCAGGGGAUAUUUUGAAACCUACCAAUGGGAUAAUUCACCAUUUUAAGUCCAUGCACCGGUAUACGCUGGAAAUGUUCAGGAUGGGCCAGUUUUGCCCUCAGUUUCGGGAGAUGAUCCACAAAGCUCUCAUUGACAGAAACUUCCAAGCCGCCCUGGAAAACCAAAAGAAGCUCAACUGGUGCCGAGAAGUCAGGAAGCUGGUGGCGCUGAAGACGAACGGCGAUGGGAACUGCCUCAUGCACGCGGUGUCUCAGUACCUGUGGGGCGUCCAGGACGCGGACCUGGUACUCCGGAAGGCCCUCUUCGGCACCCUCAAGGCCACCGACACGCGCAACUUCAAAUUCCGCUGGCAGCUGGAGGCCCUCAAAUCCCAGGAGUUCGUGGAAACGGGGCUCUGCUACGACACGCGGAAUUGGAACGAGGAGUGGGACAACCUUGUGAAAAUGGCAUCCUCAGAGACACCUGCAGCCCGAGGUGGGCUUCUGUAUAAUUCAUUGGAAGAAAUACACAUCUUUGUCCUUUGCAACAUCCUCAGAAGGCCCAUCAUUAUCCUUUCAGACAAAAUGCUGAGAAGUUUGGAGUCGGGUUCAAAUUUCGCCCCUGUGAAGGUCGGCGGAAUCUACCUGCCCCUGCACUGGCCGGCCCAGGAGUGCUACAGAUACCCCAUCGUGCUCGGCUACCACAACCAGCACUUUGUCCCCCUGGUGACACUGAAGGACAGCGGGCCAGAAAUCCGAGCUGUUCCACUUGUUACCAGAGACCGAGGAAGAUUUGAAGACUUAAAAGUCCACUUUUUGACUGAUCCUGAAAAUGAGAUGAAGGAAAAGUUAUUAAAAGAGUACUUGAUGGUGAUAGGAAUCCCAGUCCAAGGCUGGGAUCACGGCACAACUCAUCUGAUUAACGCUGCAAAGUUGGAUGAAGCUAACUUACCAAAAGAAAUAAAUCUGGUAGAUGAUUACUUUGAACUUGUUCAGCACGAGUACAAGAAGUGGCAGGAAAACGGCGAGCGGGGACGGAGAGACAUGCCCACCCAGAGCCCUCCGGAACAUUCCGUGCCCCAGCUCUCGCUCAUGGACAUGAAAUGUGAGACACCGAACUGUCCUUUCUUCAUGUCGGUGAACACCCAGCCUUUGUGUCACGAAUGUGCCGAGAGAUGGCAGAAGGGCCAGAACAAGUCCCAUGAGCAGCGCUCCAAGCCGGGCCCCGAGGCACUGCCCGUCCUGGCACCCGGGGCCUCCUGGGGGGAGGCAGGUGUGCCCUUUGGCUGGAGCUCCGAGGAGCCGGCCGGGGGGCCUCGCUCUGCGCCCCCGACGGCACCCAGCCUCUUCCUGUUCAGUGAGACGACCGCCAUGAAGUGCAAGAGCCCUGGCUGCCCCUUCACGCUGAACGUCCAGCACAACGGCUUGUGCGAGCGCUGCCACCACGCCCGGCAGCUUAGCUCUGGCCGCCACACGGACCCCGGCAAGUGCCGCGCUUGCCUCCAAGACACCACCAGGACAUUUAAUGGGCUCUGCAGCACUUGCCUCAAAAGGACUACGGCAGAGCCCACGUCCGGCUGCAGCUCAGGCGUCCCCACUUCCUGCCACCAGCGGUCCAAGUCGGAUCCCUCCCAGCUGCCCGUCCAGAGCCUCAUCCUGCCUGGCUGCCUCUCGCAGGUGGCGCGGACUCCGGAGGACAGAGCGGGGACGAGCAAGUGCCGGAAGGCCAGCUGCAUGUAUUUUGGGACUCCGGAAAACAAGGGCUUCUGCACGCUGUGUUUCAUCGAGUACCAAGAAAACAAACAUUUCGUUGCUGCCCCUGGGAAAGCCAGUCCCACAGCCUCCAGGUUCCAGAACGCCAUCCCCUGCCUGGGCAGAGAGUGCGGCACCCUGGGGAGCACGAUGUUCGAAGGCUACUGUCAGAAGUGUUUCAUCGAGGCUCAGAGCAAGCGAUUCCACGAAGCCAAGAGGACCGAAGAGCAGCUGAGAUCCAGCCAGCGCAGAGACGCAGCCCUCGCCCCAGCCAGCGCCUCCAGGCCCAAGUGCUCCCGCGCCUCCUGCAGGAACAUCCUGGCCUGUCGCGGCGAAGAGCUGUGCAUGGAGUGCCAGCACGUCGGCCAGCGCGGGGGCCCGGGCACCUGCCGGGCCGAGCCUGCGCCCGAGGAGCCCCCCAAGCAGCGCUGCCGAGCCCCCGCCUGUGACCACUUCGGCAACGCCAAGUGCAACGGCUUCUGCAACGAGUGCUUCCAGUUCAAGCAGAUGUAUGGCUAGCAGGACCCCGGGGCCACCCACGCUGGGAGGGCCGAGAGCCGUUGGCCAGUGUGGUGCUGCACCCCAGCACCCAGCUGCCACCGCCGGUGGAGACAAGCUCAUCUUCGCGGCCGAGACCUCAGGCUGGGCGGCCUGGGAGCAGGCCCCUCUGGCCCGAGAGUAAAGCUGGUGGCUGGCAGGGGACGGCAGUGAGGGGCAGCCCUGGGCAAAUCCUCCUCUCCCACCAAGCACAGGGCCAGGGACAUCUAUGGACGUGGAGUGGUGCAUCCUGCCCGCCAGGACAGCUCUGACAUCUUGCAGGCCAAGAGAAACGCUGCCCCGUCAGGAGGGUUUCAGCGCCCUCGGAGACACGUUGCUGAGCCCUCGCUCGGGGAAAGCGGACAUGUUCGGAGAGCGCCCAGGUUCCCGGAGCCUCCCUCCCUGACUAGCUGCUUUCCUGUGGACUCAUCCGAACCAGAACGGUCCCUGGACUGUGGUUCUGAGGCUGCUGAGACGGAACGAGAAUAAGUUCACACUGAAAAGAAAAUGAGCUGCUCUCAACAAUACGUACCUUUCAAAAAUCGGAGUGUUUGAGGGGGAAGUCAUAUACCUCUUGGUUCUGUCUUCACUUCCGAAGAGGUUUGCUUGCCGUGAGGUGCGGGUGAAAAGGUGCACGUAGAUAAUAUACCCUUAUCUUGUGUACGAGGGGACUUUCUGAUGAUGUUGACAUGCUGCCCUAGAGAUUCAGUUAGGAAGACCGAGACAGAGUCACACGUGUGCUGGCUGUCAUUGGGCUCCACCUAUAGACACAAUUUGCAUGGACUUGACCAGCUGCCUUUUUUAAAGGAAGCAUCUGAAUUAUGUCUAUUUCCUUUAUUUAUUUUAUGACAGUGUCAAAAUUAUUUAAAUGAAGAUGUUUCUUCUGCCCUAGGGAAAAUGCUGUGUUGUCUUUUCAAGAUGUCCCUUUAGCUCUGGGUCUGUUGCAGAAGCAGGUGCAUGCCUGACCGUGCAGGGGAGUUGGCCUCUUGGGAACCCUGUGGUGACCUUCCCUGGGACAGAAGGAAUUGCAUCAAGAGGGGGCUCCUUACUAUAUCCCUGUUCUUAGGAAACUUUGGCCUGAGCCGCUUCCUGGCAAGAUGUCAGAUAAGAUACUGCUCUUGAUGCUCUGUUGAAGCUGAAGCCAAGUUGCCUACCUCCUUGGAGAUGAGAUGGGGAAGGAGCAGGGAGAGGUCAGGAGGGGUCACGGGGAAAGGCUGGGCCUCCGUGCUGGUCCCGUGGUGCCAGGCAGCGUCCUUGUGCAGUGACGGAGCCCGGGGACAGCAAAGCCAGGACACCGUGGGCAUCAGGAGGAGCUUUUUUUCUGAUCUUGCCCUGCAGUUUCUCCCUCUGCUUUAUCUUACUGUCCUCCUUGCUCUAGGAAAGAGAGGGGAAAUGAGUUUUCCCCAGACAUGAAGGCUGCCAUGUUUUGGUCAGGUUUUCUGUAAGACCUGAAAACCCCCAAGAUGCGUGACUACGGAGCCUUUACUUGUUUUCUCUGACAGUUGUUUUCCACUUGCAGCUCACAUCAGUCUUUUUCUCUGACAGAUCUUUCUUAUUUCUUUCUAAAGAAACCAAAUAAUGUUGUUUUCAUCUAGUUCUUGAAAGUGUAGUCUUUUAAUAUUUUGUGUUUAUCAUUAUUUUCAUUCUUAAUGUGAAAAAAAUGGAGUUAUUUAUACUUCUUAGGAAAUAUUUGAAAUUUGCACAAUUAUCCGUAAUAAAAUGCUUUUUCCUCUUA